This is a messenger RNA of Papaver somniferum (opium poppy), 666 nucleotides long. RefSeq lists its product as uncharacterized. The record is from RefSeq and is a predicted model, not a curated record. The transcript is spliced from 3 exons. Lineage: Eukaryota; Viridiplantae; Streptophyta; Magnoliopsida; Ranunculales; Papaveraceae. The coding region runs from base 1 to 666 and encodes 221 amino acids.
AUGAGUAUUUUGAUGGAAAAGCUGGUAGCCCCUCAGCAAGCAGAUUACAUAAAGGGUAGAUGCAUCCAAGAGCAGGUACUUCUUGCUUCUGAAAUGGUCAAUGAAAUGAAGAAAAAAAGAAGAGGAGAUGAUGUCUUUAUGUUUUGUAAUGGAGGAAAGAAAUGUCUACAAAAUGUUCAGCAGUUAUUAGAUCCAUAUCAAAAAAGCUCUGGGCAGAUCAUUGACAAGAGUAAAAGUAAACUUUUCAUUGAUGGCACAAUUGUCUUAAGGAAAAAUUUGAUACAAGAUAUAAUGCAGAUGGAGAGAAGUGAUUUUCCUGACAAAUACUUGGGUGUCAUUUUAGCAGCAGGCAGAGUAAAAACCUCAAAUGUGUGGCCAAUGGUAGAAAUGUUACAAGGAAAGCUUGCUGCUUGGAAAGGAAGAAUGAUGUCUUUUCAAGAAAUAUCGGUGCUUAUUAAGGUUUGCACUCCUUUUGAAGAAGGUGGACUUGCUAUUCCAAGACUUGUUGUCAUUAACAGAGCAUUGCUGAUGAAGAUGAUGUGGAAGAUCAUGCACUCAAAUGAAGAGUGGGCAGUUUUCUUUAAAGCUAAGUAUGUGGAUAAGAAUGGCCAAUGGAGUCAUAAAUGGCAACUAUCUACUGUGUGGCCAGGUCUUAAAUGGGCAUGA